GUAGGCUCUUCUCCUCUCAUUCAGAGUUCUAAGCGUUCCACAGGCAUUUAGCUUUCCUUCAGUUCUCUCUCGUUUGAUUCGGAGAGCAUAAUGUCUUCUUGCGGUGCUUGUUCUACCGGCUGCAAGUGCAGCAGCGGAUGCGGCUGCAAUGGCUGUGGAUGCUGCAGGAAUCCAGCUUUUGCUGAAGGGAUGGUUGCCACUACUCAGACUGUGAUACUUGGUGUCGCACCUCAGAAGGGGUUUGAAGGGUUUGAGGGUGCUGAGGGUGAGAAUGGAGGAUGCAAGUGUGGAUCCAACUGCACUUGUGAUCCCUGCAGCUGCAAAUGAGACCCCUUUUCUUUCUCAGAGAAAAACAUGAAGCCUUCGUGUUUGUUAUCUUCCAAGUUACUUAUUAUAUAAUAAUGAUGAAGCCAAUAGGCCUCGUCGCUGAGUCCUGAAUGUUGUAUUUGUCAUCUCCUAUGAAAAAAGAAUGGUUUCCUAUAAUAAUCACAGCUGCUCGUGAUAUGAUCUCCGAUACACUUUGUAUUCCAAUUUCGCUUUAAUAAAUAUUUUCCUGGUUCGUU
Asparagus officinalis (garden asparagus) is the source of this 563-nucleotide messenger RNA. RefSeq names its product metallothionein-like protein type 2. The transcript is spliced from 3 exons. Gene Ontology annotation, molecular function: metal ion binding. The coding region runs from base 91 to 327 and encodes 78 amino acids. The record is from RefSeq and is a predicted model, not a curated record. Lineage: Eukaryota; Viridiplantae; Streptophyta; Magnoliopsida; Asparagales; Asparagaceae.